Camellia sinensis is the source of this 1395-nucleotide messenger RNA. Its product is annotated as limonoid 7-O-acetyltransferse-like. Lineage: Eukaryota; Viridiplantae; Streptophyta; Magnoliopsida; Ericales; Theaceae. The record is from RefSeq and is a predicted model, not a curated record.
AUGGUGAAUAUGGAUGUCUUUGAUGUUGAAAUAGUUUCCAGUGAAACCAUCAGGCCAUCUUCACCAACACCUUCCCACCUAAAAAACUUCAAUCUCUCUCUUUUAGACCAGAUCACUCCUCCAUUUUAUAUUCCAACAACCAUCUUCUAUUCCCCCACCAUCAAUGCUAACCAAAUAUUGCAAAACCUGAAGGAUUCUCUGGCCGAAGCCUUAUCGAUCUUCUACCCACUUGCAGGGCGGAUUAAAGGUCAUCUCUCAAUCGAUUGUAACGAUGAGGGUGUUCUUUUUUCACAAGCCAAAGUUAACUGUCAAUUGUCUGAAUUUCUCAAUCCCCCCGAUACCAACAACUUAGUCUUUCGCCUUCUUCCAAUAGUAGAAAUUCCAAUUCCAAUUGAGAGACUGAAUGAUGCCGCACAAAUGGUUAUUCAGGUAAACAUAUUUACUUGUGGGGGAAUAUGUAUCGGCUUAUACUUCCUGCACCAAAUCAUCGACGCAACUGCUCUAAUGACUUUCAUCAGUUGCUGGGCAGCCAUUGCAAGCAGGCCACUGGGCAAAGAAUCAGAUUCAUGCUCCCCCAAUAUCAAUGCAGCCUCGCUCUUCCCUCCCCGAAGUGACUCCCAAUUGCCACCGCCAGAGAAACUGGUAUCAUAUAUGUUCAAUCAAAAGUGGUUACAUAAAAAAGAAUGUGGAGUAUCGACGAGAUUUGUGAUCGAUGGUGCAGCAAUAUCUUUACUAAAAGCCAAGGUGGCUAGCAAAGCUGUGCCCAAUCCAACUCGGUUCCAAGUUGUGGCUAGCUUCAUAUGGAACUGUGCUGUCUCCGCAUCUACAUCAUUUUUGGGCUCCCAAAAACCAAGUGUAAUGUAUUUUGCAGUAAACAUGAAACCCAAAAUGGUGCCGCCAAUGUCACAGAAUUCGAUUGGAAACAUAGUGUGGUAUGCAGUGGUACACCAUAGGGAAGAAGAGGCAACAGAGCUACGUAGCAUGGUGGAGUUACUGAGUGGAGCCGUACAGAAAAUCAAUGUCGAUCACAUACUAAGCUUACAAGGAGACCAAAGGUUUGCGGUUAUGAGUGGAGUUAUAGAUGAGUUGAGAAACAUGUAUUCAGAUGAAACACCUGAUCUAUAUACGUGUGCUCCUUGGUGUGGGUUAGGGUUCUACGAUGUCGACUUUGGAUGGGGAAAGCCUCUCUGGAUUGUUAGUCCUGUUCGAGAUGGAAAUGGCUUGGUGUACUCAAUUGUCAUUUUUUUGAUGGAUACCAAAUCAGGGGAUGGAGUAGAAGUAAUUCUAGUCUUGCCUCAAAGUCAAAUGGACAAACUGCUCUGUGACCAAGACUUCAUCACUCUUUUCUCCAUCAACCCCAGUAUUUCAGUUCCAUUGCCUCCUCUUAAUAAUUAA